UCGUAGUUGGCCAGAGUGAUUCUAAGAUAAAACUCAUUUGUUUUGGAAAUCCCGAUAAGAUUUACUGUAUUGAUAAUGUUUUUUCAUAUGCGAACGAGGGAAAACCUGAUUAUAUGCUUGCUUGCGGGGAAAACAAGUUAUGAAAUAAAAACGUCUGACGCAAUGUAAAAUUACAUACAUAGUUUUCAAUACAUGAUAAUCAGGUCGAGAUUGCUUUCCUGAAAAUUUGUCGUAUAUUAAUUAUCGUAGUGUGCAAUUUUUAUUCUACGUUCAUCUUUUUGACUGAUUUGAAUUGGGUUCAACACGUGAGCUGACAUAAUAGAACGAUACUGAAUAUAGAACAUAAUUCGCAAGGUUGUCACGCCAGUACCAACGUUUUUUCCACGAACGAAAGAACAAUGCAAAACGAAAAUCCCGAGAAUUUUGGAAUUUUCUAUGACGAACAUAAUGGCGUAUCAUUUUUUAAAUAUUUUGCGAGGUGCUAAUUUUCGUAGAGCUCUUCUACUAUUUCCUUUUUUUUUGAAAUCUCACAGACAUUCACUCGUUGGAAUGCAAAAGGUUCAAUCAUAUUUUUGUGCGAAGACAUUAACAAAAUAGAGAAAUAAACUACAAGCACUUAAAGAUGGAUUACAAAAUUGCUACUUUUGAAGAUCAGCAAAUAAAAAGGUACGUCAGUAAUUCUGCGCGGGACUCUGACGUCGAGUACGAAGAUGAAACUGACAGCGACGCUUACAGUAGCGAUACAGAUGAUGAUAUCGAUGCCAAAUUCUCACAUUCCAGUAUCACUUCAGUAGACUUGCAAAAUAAGAGCUACUCAAAAUAUUACAAUAAUUUGACAACCAAACAGAAGCAAGCGUAUCUGCAAAUAUGCGAUUUAUUCGCGAAAAAUAAAGGCGCAGUAGUUACGAUAAAUAGCCGAAGCGGAACUGGCAAGACGUAUCUUUUAACUGCCAUAACAAAGACUUUCGCAAAGUCUGUACAGUUUAUCACCUUCCGAAGAGACCAGGCGAGCGAAAUUGCGAUGAAAUUGGAAGGUAGCGCUACCGUGUAUACGUACAUAUCUUUUUACCUUAGAUGUUUCAAUUUAAAUUACGUUCGUGCGAUUCAAUUGUUUACCACGUCGAUGAGUGACGAAAUUGAUCUGCUUUACAAAUUGAUAUUAUAUUCAAAAAAAUACCUCAAUACCGGCACGAACAUUAUCGUCGUGGAUUCGUGCACUUUACCAUCUGCGACCAUGAUACUUUUGUUGUACAUAAUCUCCCUGAAACAUGGCAUACACCUAAUUUUUUCCGGGAACAAGAUCCAACUGAGCGCCAUGUUCAAACCGUCGCUUCACAGCAGAUCCAAUUUCGACAUCAUCAAUCUGUUCAACGAUAUGACGAUCAGAAAAUUAACCCACAAACGAUCCUUCGAUAAAACAUUGAACAACAAGCUAUCGCAGUUUCGCAAAAUGAUACAACAGAACCGACCAAAGAACGAGGUGCCGUUCCGCUUCAACCUCCGUUACUACCUGUAUUGUUGUUUCCGAUCGAAGUAUUUCACCGAAGAACGCUUCGAUGUUCUGUACAUGUCUCAGUUCCAUAAAGACAUUACGGAGCGACUGCACCGUUUUGUCGAUUACCUGGAUGCAUCGAAAACAAACUACUUGAUCGUGCCGUAUUACACCGAUAAAAUGGAAAAGAUACCCACCCCUAAAAAACAGAGAGAUAAAUUCUUUUCAGGACUGAUACUGGCAGAGGGAUACAAGUAUUACCACGUUAACCGGAACGGAGUUCACAGUGUAGUCGUAUUAGAAAAAAUAACAUCUAUGUCUGAGAAUUCUGUCAGUUUGUCCAUUCGUUUCUUGCUAAAUAAUUCUAGGAUUAAAAUAAAUGUUGGCGAACUAAAUUACUAUCAGGUUUUGCCCGCUUUGCGCGCUUGGCUUUUUGGUAAAUACGAGAAAAAAUUAUAUCAAUUCCCUCUACGUCCGUACACGCUGACAUAUCACGCGGCUUUGGGACGAACGAUCAGCAACGAAAAGGUAGAACUCAGCGCUGACUGUUCUCUCGCGAACACCAUUUACGUUGGUCUUUGCUGCAUACGUAAAUACGACGACAUCCAGAAAAUCCAUGCUACAAGAGAUUUACCCAGUUUCGUGGUGAUGGAUUAUAUGAGGAAGGAGAGAAACGACGACAAAUAUUAUUAUCGUUGUCCAUCGAAACUUUCCGAAGACGAUAAGAACAAGAUUAUGCAGUACGUACACGAGAAAGGACCUAAUAAUUUUAUCGAUAGUAUCAAAUGGAGAACUGUGCAGUCGUUGACAGACUUCGAGAGGACAGAAUUAGAGUACUUUGCGCGUAUUCCGUGUUCCGUGUAUGAGACACCGCGUAAAACGUCUGAAAAGACGGGUGAAACGCGUUUAAUGACAAUUGCGAGCUUUGUUAAGGAUAAUCCGCACGUGGUACUGGAUACUAUGGCAAAAGCGCCGGCUAACGAUGUUGAUAAAUUCAAUAAGACCGUGAAGAAUCCGGGUUAUAGGAAUUCGGAUACGUAUGCUCGGUUGAAGGAAGAAUAUACGAAAUGGAAUAAAUGCGCCAGAGAAGAAUAAAUUAUAUUUGUAUGCCAGAGAGUGCAUACUGCACCAAGUGUUUCAAAGUUAAACGACCAAACUCAUUAUACUAUACUAAAGUUUAACAGGAACGUUAUUCAUCACUUCGAUCAAAGAGGACUGUUUCUCAUUGCAGUUAAAUGCUUUUAAAUAACUUUGAGAAAUUGUAACUUUUUCAACGAAGUAGUUGUGCCUUUGAACAUUUACACUUUGAUAAAAUAUGUUUAAUACCGAGUAUUAUGGGGCGUACAUAGGUUUUAUAAAAUCUUGCUUAUGACACAAUUUUAUAAUGUGAUAUCUUACGGAUGUAUUAAACUAUUUUAUUUCAGUGUUUAUUUGGAAGUAGUUUUGGAUGAUUUGAGUGGUUUGAAAUUUAUACUUUUUUUCCUUGUUCUACUUUGUGACUUUUGAAAGAUAUUGCAUUAUUGUAAAGCGGAUGAUGUGAGCCAUGAAAUUCAUGCGCUGAAAUAGAUCUUUUUAAAAUUUAGAAAAUCGAAAGGAAUUGCAAUGUGCAUGAGGUUUGUUCCUAUUAUAUUUUAAUUACGUUAGUGUUCAUUAAUAAUUAGCUAAAAUUCAAGCUAAUUCAUUGUUGGAAUUUGGGGAUUGAACGUGACGAUAUUACGUUGUAUUAUUGUUAAUUUCAUAGGAUAUAUGUUCGUAAAGUCUGAUUGUUUAACUUUGUCACUGCGUUAUUGUAAGAAGUAUUACUGGAAAAUACUAGUUAAAUUAGUUUUUGACAAUAUUGUUACAAAAAGAUGUACUUUGAUAUACUAUUAUUUAUGAUUAAUUUCAUAAGCAAUUAGCACUAUAUUAUUUUAAACGACACAUCUUAAUAUUUCUGAGAUUUAUUUAGUACAAAAGGUGUUCAACAAAGAACUUUUCUUUUGUUGCAUUUCUUUUUGUUUGUUUACUACAGGAUCUUUAUG
Megachile rotundata (alfalfa leafcutting bee) is the source of this 3513-nucleotide messenger RNA. RefSeq lists its product as uncharacterized. The record is from RefSeq and is a predicted model, not a curated record. Lineage: Eukaryota; Metazoa; Arthropoda; Insecta; Hymenoptera; Megachilidae.